GCGAUGUGGGCCGUCCUGCCGCUGCUCUGCGCCGGGGCUUGGCUCCUGGGACCCCCGGCCGGCGGCGCCGCGGCGCUGUCCGUGAGCGCCUCAGAGAAGUUUCACUUCAAGUCAUGGAUGGUAAAGCACCAAAAGACAUACAGCUCGGAGGAGUACCACCACAGGCUGCAGACGUUUGUCAGCAACUGGAGGAAGAUAAAUGCCCACAACAGUGGGAACCACACAUUUAAAAUGGCACUGAACCAAUUUUCAGACAUGAACUUUGCUGAAUUAAAACGCAAAUAUCUUUGGUCACAGCCUCAAAAUUGCUCAGCCACCAAAGGUAACUACCUGCGGGGUACUGGUCCCUACCCAACCUCCAUGGACUGGCGGAAAAAGGGAAAUUUUGUCUCACCAGUGAAAAAUCAGGGUGGCUGCGGCAGUUGCUGGACCUUCUCCACCACAGGGGCCCUGGAGUCUGCGGUCGCCAUUGCAACUGGGAAGAUGCUCUCUUUGGCAGAACAGCAGCUGGUGGACUGUGCCCAGGACUUCAACAAUCACGGCUGCCAAGGAGGCCUCCCCAGCCAGGCCUUCGAGUACAUUCUCUACAACAAGGGCAUCAUGGGUGAAGACACCUACCCCUACAAGGGCCAGGACAGCGACUGCAAGUUCCAGCCGGGAAAGGCCAUUGCAUUUGUCAAGGACGUAGCCAACAUCACAAUGAACGACGAGGAGGCGAUGGUGGAGGCUGUGGCCCUGUACAACCCCGUGAGCUUCGCCUUUGAGGUGACCAACGACUUCAUGAUGUAUAAAAAGGGUGUCUACUCCAGUACUUCCUGUCAUAAAACUCCAGAUAAAGUAAACCAUGCGGUACUGGCUGUCGGGUAUGGAGAAGAAAAUGGGAUACCCUUUUGGAUCGUGAAGAACUCUUGGGGUCCCCAGUGGGGGAUGAACGGGUACUUCCUGAUUGAGCGCGGGAAGAACAUGUGCGGUCUGGCCGCCUGUGCCUCCUACCCCAUCCCGCUGGUGUGAGCCGCGCCGCACAGUGACUGGUCGGUGGAGAGGAGGAAGGCGGCCUGGGCCGUGGAGGUCCUUCCCGGGGGAAGCUGUGGGGAGCUGCACCCAAGGGCCCCUCACUUACCCCUCCCACCUGUGCCGAGCCUGGAAACCUAAAGAAAAGGAGUAAGAAGAGUUCCGCCAUGCCACAAGCCCACCCACGUCUUUUGGUGCAGAGACCAUCACCAGCCAUGUGCCUUAGGCAUGGUCUUGAACUGAUUCAAACCCACGUGAGCCAAGAAUAUUCUUUCUUUCCAGAAGGGCUACUUUCCACAUUCAGAGAGAGCUCCUGCGACUGUCUUUCCUGUGUUCUUUGUCCAAUAAACAUUCAGUGAGCCCCUCCUGGGA
Messenger RNA from Galeopterus variegatus (Sunda flying lemur), 1383 nucleotides. RefSeq names its product cathepsin H (gene CTSH). Gene Ontology annotation, biological process: immune response. The record is from RefSeq and is a predicted model, not a curated record. Bases 4 to 1011 code for a protein of 335 amino acids. Gene Ontology annotation, molecular function: cysteine-type endopeptidase activity. The transcript has 12 exons. Gene Ontology annotation, cellular component: lysosome. NCBI's taxonomy places the organism in Eukaryota, Metazoa, Chordata, Mammalia, Dermoptera, Cynocephalidae.